This is a messenger RNA of Vigna radiata var. radiata (mung bean), 1137 nucleotides long. RefSeq lists its product as uncharacterized. The record is from RefSeq and is a predicted model, not a curated record. The transcript is spliced from 3 exons. NCBI's taxonomy places the organism in Eukaryota, Viridiplantae, Streptophyta, Magnoliopsida, Fabales, Fabaceae. Bases 1 to 1137 code for a protein of 378 amino acids.
AUGGAAAGGUAUAAAGUCUGGCUGGUAGCCAAGGGCUACAUCCAACAAGAAGGAAUAGACUUCUUGGAUACUUUUUCACCUGUUGCAAAACUCACUUUUGUCAGAAUUUUACGUGUUGUUGUUGCAACAAGAAACUGGUUUUUACAUCAGCUUGAUGUAGACAAUGCUUUCUUACAUGGAGAUUUAAAGGAUGAUGUUUACAUGGAAGUUCCCCUUGGAUUGGACACUAACAUCAAGGGACAAAAAACUCCUACAGAUUUUACAGCUUUGCUCGUAUAUGUGGAUGACAUUGUCCUAGCAGGGAAUUCUAUCGAUGAGAUCACUCACAUAAAGGACCUCUUGCAUCGUCAAUUUCAAAUAAAGGAUCUGGAAGAACUCAAGUAUUUCCUAGGAUUUGAAGUUGCUAGAUCUAAGAAAGGAAUACAUCUCCAUAAAAGGAAAUAUGCCCUGGACAUCCUUGAAGAAACAGGAAUGAUGGGAAGUAAACCGUGCUCUACACCUUUUUUGAGCAACACACAUUCCUUAUAUAAAAUGGAGAAGUAUAUGGAAAAUCCUAGUGCUUAUCGUAGAUUAAUAGGAAAACUUUUCUAUUUAACUAACACUAGACCUGAUUUGUGUUUUACUGUUAACCUAAUAAGUCAGUUUAUGCAGGAGUCUACUGAUUAUCACUAUCAAGCCUUGCAGCAUAUUUUGAGAUAUGUUAAAUCCAGCCCUUCAGAAGGACUUUUCUUUGCAGCUAAUUCUGACAUACAAAUUAAGGGAUUCAAUGAUUCAAAUUGGGCCACUUGCCCUAACACAAGGAGGUCAACCACUGGUUACUGUGUUUUUCUAGGAUCCUCAUUGUGGCUUCACUACCUACUUGAAGACCUUCAAAUUCAGCCCACUACUGUUGUCCUUUACUAUGACAACAAUUCCGCCAAGCACAUCACCCAUAAUCAAAGUUUCCAUGAGCGCACCAAACAUAUUGAUCUAGACUUCCACGUGGUUCGUGAGAAGAUCCAAGCCAAAUUUUUAUACCUUCUUCCCAUUCGAUCAGAAGAGCAGCUCACUGACGUGAUCACCAAAUUUCCUCAUCGAACUCGUUUUAAAUCUAUUGUUCCCAAGCUUGGAUUAGUGAAUACCCACCAUCCAGCUUGA